GCGUGCCCAGCGCCCAAUUCAGAGCCCGGCAAACAGCAGGAGCGCAGCCAACGUUUGCUGAAUGACUAAUGAACGGAACGCGCGGCCCCGGCCACUGCGGGGACACUGACCAAGCAGGCAGCCGACUGAGGCCGAAGGGCGGCGCCCCCCUCCGUCCCUUCGAGGUCUCCGUCCUCUAGGGGACCCCUCAUACCCCGGGCCCACUUCCCAACACCGGACCGCCUCUCCAGCUCCCGCGCACGCUUCCCGGCCCGUCCCUCCCACCCCCACCCCCGGCGGCCGAGGGGCGGGGCGCAGACUGAUUGAGGCGGCCGCGGCUCCAUGGGGCUCCUGGGGCUGCUGAGCCUGCUGCACUCGGCCUUCUUCGGGGACCAGGCGCUGCAGGAGCUGAAGAUGACGAGCUCCGUGGCGCCCUACGAACAGCUGGUGCGGCAGGUGGAGGCCUUGAAGGCCGAGAACAGUCACCUGAGGCAGGAGCUUCGGGAUAACUCAAGCCACUUGUCCAAGCUGGAGACAGAAACGUCGGGCAUGAAGGAGGUCCUGAAGCACUUGCAGGGCAAGCUGGAGCAGGAGGCCCGCGUGCUGGUGUCCUCAGGGCAGACCGAGGUGCUGGAGCAGCUGAAAGCCCUGCAGAUGGACAUCACCAGCCUGUACAGCCUCAAGUUCCAACCCCCGGCUCUGGCCCCCGAGCCCACUGCCCGGACCCCCGAGGGAAGCCCGGUGCACAGCUCCGGGCCCUCCAAGGACAGCUUUGGGGAGCUGAGCCGGGCCACCAUCCAGCUGCUGGAGGAACUGGACCGGGAACGGUGUUUCCUGUUGAAUGAGAUUGAGAAGGAGGAGAAGGAGAAGCUCUGGUAUUACUCGCAGCUGCAGGGCCUAUCCAAGCGCCUGGACGAACUCCCUCACGUGGAGACGCAGUUCUCGAUGCAGAUGGAUCUGAUCCGGCAGCAGCUGGAGUUCGAAGCGCAGCACAUCCGCUCGCUGAUGGAGGAGCGCUUUGGCACCUCGGACGAGAUGGUGCAGCGGGCGCAGAUCCGUGCUUCCCGCCUGGAGCAGAUCGACAAGGAGUUGCUGUCGGCGCAGGACCGGGUGCAACAGACCGAGCCCCAGGCCUUGCUGGCAGUGAAGUCGAUGCCGAUGGAUGAGGACCCCGAGGCUGAGGUCCCCACGCACCCUGAGGAUGGUGCCCCUCAGCCGGGCAACAGCAAGGUGGAGGUGGUCUUCUGGCUGCUGUCCAUGCUGGCGACGCGUGACCAGGAGGACACGGCACGGACGCUGCUCGCCAUGUCCAGCUCACCUGAGAGCUGCGUGGCCAUGCGCCGCUCGGGCUGCCUGCCGCUGCUGCUGCAGAUCCUGCACGGCACCGAGGCCGGGGCUGGGGGUCGCAACGGGACCCCAGGGGCGCCGGGAGCCAAGGAUGCGCGCAUGCGCGCCAAUGCAGCGCUGCACAACAUCGUCUUCUCCCAGCCGGACCAGGGUCUGGCGCGCAGGGAAAUGCGCGUCCUGCACGUGCUCGAGCAGAUCCGUGCCUACUGUGAGACCUGCUGGGACUGGCUGCAGGCCCGGGACGGCGGGCCCGAGGGCGGCGGCGCCGGCGGCGCCCCGGUCCCCAUCGAGCCACAGAUCUGCCAGGCCACCUGCGCCGUGAUGAAGCUGUCCUUCGACGAGGAAUACCGCCGCGCCAUGAACGAGCUGGGUGGGCUGCAGGCUGUGGCGGAGUUACUGCAGGUCGACUAUGAGAUGCACAAGAUGACCCGGGACCCUCUCAACCUGGCCCUGCGCCGAUACGCCGGCAUGACCCUCACCAACCUAACCUUCGGGGACGUCGCCAACAAGGCCGCACUGUGCGCCCGCCGGGGCUGCAUGGAGGCCAUCGUGGCGCAGCUGGCGUCCGAGAGUGAGGAGCUGCACCAGGUGGUGUCCAGCAUCCUGCGCAACCUGUCCUGGAGGGCGGACAUCAGCAGCAAGAAGGUGCUGAGGGAGGUGGGCAGCAUGACGGCCCUGAUGCAGUGCGUCCUGCGAGCCUCCAAGGAGUCCACCCUGAAGAGCGUGCUCAGCGCCCUGUGGAACCUCUCGGCGCACAGCACGGAGAACAAGGCCGCCAUCUGCCAGGUGGACGGCGCCCUGGGCUUCCUGGUCAGCACACUGACCUACAAGUGCCAGAGCAACUCGCUGGCCAUCAUCGAGAGCGGCGGCGGCAUCCUGCGCAACGUGUCCAGCCUCAUCGCCACCCGCGAGGACUACAGGCAGGUGCUGCGGGACCACAACUGCCUGCAGACGCUGCUGCAGCACCUGACGUCGCACAGCCUGACCAUCGUGAGCAACGCAUGCGGCACGCUCUGGAACCUGUCGGCCCGCAGCGCCGGCGACCAGGAGCUGCUGUGGGACCUGGGCGCCGUGGGCAUGCUGCGCAACCUGGUGCACUCCAAGCACAAGAUGAUCGCCAUGGGCAGCGCCGCCGCCCUGCGCAACCUGCUGGCCCACCGGCCCGCCAAGUACCAGGCGGCGGCCACCGCCGUCUCCCCCGGCGCCUGUGCGCCCAGCCUGUACGUGCGCAAGCAGCGGGCGCUGGAGGCUGCGCUGGACGCGCGGCACCUGGCGCAGGCGCUCGACCACCUGGAGAAGCAGGGCCUGCCCGAGGCCGAGGCCGCCUCCAAGAAGCCGUUGCCGCCCCUGCGCCACCUGGACGGCCUGGCCCAGGACUACGCUUCUGACUCGGGCUGCUUCGAUGAUGACGACGCACCCUCCCUGGCCACCGCUGCUGCCGCCACCGCCGAGCCUGCCAGCCCCGCCGUGCUGCCCCUCUUCCUGGGCAGCCCCUUCCUGCAGGGCCAGGCGCUGGCCCGCGCCCCGCCCGCCCGCCGGGGCGGCCUGGAGUCCGAGAAGGAGGCCGGCGGGGAGGCAGCUGUGGCAGCCAGGGCCAAGGCCAAGCUGGCACUGGCAGUGGCGCGCAUCGACCGGCUGGUGGAGGACAUCUCGGCCCUGCACACCUCGUCCGACGACAGCUUCAGCCUCAGCUCUGGGGACCCCGGGCAGGAGGCCCCGCGGGAGGGCCGCGCGCACUCCUGCUCCCCUUGCCGGGGGCCCGAGGUGGGGCGGCGAGAGGCCGGCGGCCGGGCUCACCCGCUGCUGCGGCUCAAGGCGGCCCACGCCAGCCUCUCCAACGACAGUCUUAACAGCGGCAGCACCAGCGACGGGCACUGUCCCCGCGAGCACUCGCGGCCCUACCCGCUGGCCGCGCUGGCCGAGCAUUGCGAGGGACCCCUGUGCGGCCAGGCGCGGCCCAGCCGGCUUGACCUCAACCUGCCCAGCGGCCAGGUUGAGCCCAAGGCCCGGGACGCCGCGGCCACAGAUGCCCGCGUGUGCACCAUCAAGCUGUCGCCCACCUACCAGCACGUGCCGCUGCUUGAGGGCACCGCCAGGGCGGGCGCGGGGUCCCUGGCCCCCAGGGCCCGGAAACAGGCCUGGCUGCCCGCAGAGGACCUGAACAAGGUGCCCGAGAAGCUGGCGGCGGAGAAGGCACCCCUCUGCCUGUCGCGCUGCAGCUCCCUGUCCUCACUGUCCUCGGCCGGCCGCCCAGGGCCCAGUGAGGCCGGGGACCUGGACGACAGCGACUCGUCCCUGGAGGGGCUGGAGGAGGCCGGCCCCAGUGAGGCCGGGCUGGACGGGGCCUGGCAGGGGCCGGGGGCCGCCUCCCUGCCCAUGGCCAUCCCGGUGCCUCAGCGGGGCCGGGGCCUGGGGGUGGAGGACGCCACGCCGUCCAGCUCGUCCGAGAACUGCGUGCAGGAGACGCCACUGGUGCUGAGCCGCUGCAGCUCGGUCAGCUCGCUGGGCAGCUUCGAGAGCCCAUCCAUCGCCAGCUCCGUCGCCAGCGACCCGUGCAGCGGGCUGGGCAGCGGCACAGUCAGCCCCAGCGAGCUUCCUGACAGCCCCGGGCAGACCAUGCCACCGAGCCGCAGCAAGACGCCCCCGCCAGCCCCCGCGCCGCCGGGCGAGCGUGAGGCCACCCAGUUCAGCCUGCAGUGGGAGAGCUACGUGAAGCGCUUCCUGGACAUCGCCGACUGCCGGGAGCGCUGCCGGCUGCCGUCCGAGCUGGACGCGGGCAGCGUGCGCUUCACUGUGGAGAAGCCCGACGAGAACUUCUCAUGUGCUUCCAGCCUGAGUGCGCUGGCUCUGCACGAGCUCUACGUGCAGAAGGACGUGGAGCUGCGGCUGCUGCCCCCGGCCUGCCCCGAGCGCAGCAGUGGGGGAGGCGUGGGCCCCGGGCACCGCCGGCGGGACGAGGCCGGCGGCCGCCUCGAAGGGCCAACAUCCACCGACCGGGACCUGGAGCUGCUGCGCGAGUGCUUGGGUGGGGCCGUGCCCGCCCGGCUCCGCAAGGUGGCCUCGGCACUGGUGCCUGGCCGCCGCACCCUGCCUGUGCCCGUCUACAUGCUGGUGCCUGCCCCAGCCCGGGAGGAUGAGUCCUGCACCGACUCGGCCGAGGGUACGCCAGUCACCUUCUCCAGCGCCACCUCCCUCAGCGAGGAAACACUGCAGGGACCCCCCGGGGACGGCGGGCCUGCGCAGGGGCAGAAGGCUGCAGGCCGUGCCGCCCCCACCAGGCAGCCCGCCGGGCACCGGCACAGGGCGGGGGGCAUGGGCCGGAGCACAGAGCAGCCCCGGGGGGCUGGCAGGAGCCACGCAGGGCUCGAGCUGCCCCUCUGCCGGCCCCCGAGCGCCUGCAGGGACAGGGACAGCUCCCGCCCGGGCCGGGCGCGUGGGGACGGGGCCCUGCAAUCUCUGUGCCUCACGACGCCCACCGAGGAGGCUGUGUACUGCUUCUACGGCAAUGACUCAGACGAGGAGCCGUCCGCGGCAGCGGCGGUGGCACCCCCGCGGCGGGCAUCUGCGAUCCCCCGCGCGGUGAAGAGGGAAUCCCUGGCUGGUGGCAGGAAGGAGGUGCAGGCCGUGCCCAAGGUCGCGCCGCCCAAGGUUGCUGCGCCCAAGGUCGCGCCACCCGCCAGGGGCCAGCCCAGCCUCAUUGCCGAUGAGACGCCACCAUGCUACUCCCUGAGCUCCUCCGCCAGCUCCCUGAGCGAGCCUGAACCCUUUGACCGCACGGCCAGCCGGCCCCGAGCCCGCGAGCCAGGGGUCACCAAGGACCCAGGCCCCGGGGGCAGGCGGGACGGCGCCCCCCGCCCGCGGGCCGAGGCAGAGCUGCUCCGGCGCUGCACUGGCUCAGCCGUGCCCAGACGCCGGCCCCAGGUGUCUGGCCCAGGGUGCCGCCAGUCCCGAGCGGCGCAGCAGGAGAAGAGGCCAGCAGAGGGGCCCCGGGAGCACAGUGAGGAGGCGGCGGGCUCGGACCACGCCUCAGACCUGGACAGCGUCGAGUGGCGCGCCAUCCAGGAGGGGGCCAACUCCAUCGUCACGUGGCUACACCAGGCAGCGGCGGCGGCCACCCGCGAGGCCUCCUCUGAGUCCGACUCCGUUCUGUCCUUUGCCUCAGGGCAGUCGGUGGGCUCCACCCUGCAGCCUCCCCUGCACAGGAAGGGGCGACGGCCAAGGGCAGAGGGCCAGGCGGGCAGUGCCAUGCGGCCAGAGAAACGGGACAGGGCUCUGGCCCAGCGCAGCGGCGACCUGGAGAAGCCACGUGGCACUCAGAAGGCCACGUCUGGGGUGCCAGCCGUGCUCCGGGGACGGACGGUGAUCUACAUGCCCAGCCCAGCGACCCGGGCCCAGCCCAAAGGUGCCCCUGGGCCCCGCAGUGUGCCGAGAAAGACGGGAGCCCCAAACCCAGUGCAGCCAGCAGCCCCCGCCAAAACCCCAGGCCCCGGGCAGCAGCGGUCUCGAAGCCUGCACCGACCUGGCAAGAUCUCAGAGCUGGCGGCGCUGAGCCCCCCUCAGAGGAGCGCCACGCCACCCGCCCGCCUGGCCAAGACCCCCUCGUCGAGCUCCUCCCAGACCUCCCCGGCCUCCCAGCCUCUGACGAGGAGGUCACCCCCGGCCGUCCAGGCUGCAGGACCCCUGCCUGGCCCCGGGGCCUCCCCCGCAACCAAGACUCCCGCCCGGGCCCUGCUGGCCAAGCAGCACAAGACACAGAAGUCGCCCGUGCGGAUCCCCUUCAUGCAGAGGCCCGCCAGGCGGGGGCCGCCACCCCUGGCCAGGGCAGCCCCGGAGCCAGGUCCAAGGGCCCGAGGGGGCCGCCCGGGGCUGCCUCGUGUGGCCUCCGCCCGCUCCAGCGGCAGCGAGGCCUCCGACCGCUCCGGUUUCCGGCGGCAGCUGACCUUCAUCAAGGAGUCGCCGGGCCUGCUGCGCCGGCGACGCUCCGAACUGUCCGCCGCCGAGGCCGCCACCCCGGCUGCCCAGGCCAGCCUGCCCCGCCGUGGCCGGCCCGCGCUACCCGCCGUCUUCCUAUGCUCCUCGCGCUGUGAUGAGCUGCGGGGGGCCCCCCGGCAGGCUCCGGCCCCCCAGCGGCCCCCCAUGGCCCGGCCCGGCCCGGGCGAGCGGCUGCCCCGGCGCACCAGCUCUGAGAGCCCGUCUCGCCUGCCGGUCCGCACGCCGGCCGCGCGGCCCGAGACGGUCAAGCGCUACGCCUCCCUGCCUCACAUCAGUGUGGCCCGCGGGCCCGACGCCCCCGCCCCUGGGCCUGUGGCGGACAACGCGCCCUGCAGCAGCACUGGGGAGGCCGCGCCGGGCACCACGUGGCGUCGCAUCCGGGACGAGGACGUCCCGCACAUCCUGCGGAGCACGCUGCCCCCCCGCGCCCUGCCCCUGCUGGGCUCCUCACCCGAGGACGGCCCCACAGGCCCUCCGCAGCGCAAGACCAGCGACGCCGUGGUCCAGACCGAGGACUUCGCGACUGCCAAGACCAACUCGAGCACGUCCCCGAGCCUGGAGAGCUGGGCGACCCCACAGGCCACGACCGGCGGCCCCCCCUCCCUCCUCCUCGGCAGCGACGUGGACGGGCCGGGCCCCGCCAAGGCGCCCGCCCCCGGCCCCUUCGUCCCCGCCAGCCGACACGGCUCCCCCAGCCGCUCCGCCCGCGUCCCCCCCUUCAACUACGUGCCCAGCCCCAUGGUGGCAGCCACCACUGACUCUGCCGUGGAGAAAGCCCCCGCCCCCGUCCCUACCGGCCUCCUGGGAUAGUGGCCGGGGCUGGCCUUCCAGAACGUCCUCUCCCGGCCCAGGGCCGUCUGGCUGCCCCGAGGGUGGUCCCAGCACCCGCCUGCCCACCCGGGCCCCCGCCCUCUGAGCCUCUGCCCUGCCCGUACGGGCCCCACACUCACUGCGUAGACGCUUGCUUCCGUGCCCAGGGGGCUCCGCAAGGAAAGUGAGCUGCAGGGUGGACCUUACGUCCCCGCCAGGGGGCGCCCACGGGGGCGCCGUCCCAGCCUAGCCCCCACGCGGAGACCGCUCUCCUGGCUGGGGCUGUCCUCGGCAGUGCCCUCCUGGGCUCCUGACCCCACCGGGCCCAGCAUCAGCACCACACCCCCUCCCCUCCCCUCCGGGGAGCCGCAGGGAGGUGACAGUGCCCGCCCGCCGACGUGGGGGACGGGAGCCUGCCAGCUGGGGGCAGCGGCAGGCAACCGUGGCAGAGCAGGCGCAGCAGGAAGCCUGUAAUUACGGGCAAGGCCGAGUAACUUGUUCACGAGGGCUUAGCCGGUUCGUCUGCCUGUUCAGCCUCAGCGUGGGGCACGGGGGAGGGGCGUGGCUGAGCCCCACAGAAAGGGGGCCCCACCGGAGACGGCGAGUGUAGGGAGCCUGGAGCACCCCGGGACUGGCCGGGGGUGGUCUGGACACAGCACCCCCGCAACCCUCGUAAGGAACACGGAGAGGCAGGCGUGCCGCGAGGGCUCUGGCCGAGGCGGGCGGGGCACCGAGGGGAGGCCGGGGCCCGGCUGACCGCCCCGCCGCCGGGCCUGGACUGCACUCUAAGAGAGGACGUCCCGGCAGGCGCCCGCCCGGCCCCCGGCCUUUCCCUUUUCGAUCUCAAUCUCCUUUGCGACGCGGGAAGCCCUGGAUCUGUGGGCUCCGUGCGGGCACGGCCUCCUCCCUGAGGUCCAGCACAGCUGUGGGACUCGGAGUGGGAGGCCCUGGAGCCCACAGGUGCUGCAGGGAGCUGGUCCCAGAGGAGGCGGAGGGGGAGCCCCGGCACACCUGCAGGAAGAGCCGCCCACCGCCUCCCUGCAGAACCCGGCUCUGGGCGGGGCUGCUCUCGGCCGACCCGCGGAUAUGCAGUCACAGUCGCCCUGCAGAGCUGCUCCUGGGGCCGGGGAACCCUGUGCCGGCGUCCGUCCUUUCUCUGGGAGGAGGGGGAGCAAGGCUGAGUCAAGAGGAGGUGCUAGAGGGGCCCCAUCUCCACCCCGGGCGCCACCGACUGCCCCCUCCUCUCCCUCGGACACCGUGCCGCCGCUGAGACACACAGACUCGCUGCAACCUCUCCCUCACACCCGACACCCGUCCUGCAGGACAGGCGCCAGGACUCUGCCUGAGGGCCUGGACGCAGCACGAGGGAAGGGCUGCACCACGUGCCCCUCCUGUGGAGGGCCAGCCGGCGGCAGCAGUGGAGGAGGCCGGGGGCUGAGCAGGGUGCCAGGAACCCGGCCCCCUGGCGGAUCAGGAUCAGGAUCAGACGCGUCUCAGAAACCAGCCGCCCCCAGCCCCCAGUCCCCUUCAGUAGCCAGAAGGGCGCGGCUGGGGGGUCUUCCGAGCGCCUUCUCAGAUAUGGGGGCUGAAGGAUGCUGCCCCCCACCACCACGGGCCAGCCUCCCCUGGAAAAGGGGGCCCCACCCCAGCUCGCCCCGCCGUGAGGGGUGGGGUGGGAGCCCCCGGCACUGGGAGACCCAGGUGGCGCUCUGGCCGCUGUGUGCCUGUCUCCCCACGUGGGCCGUGGGGCGAACUCCCAGAGCUACCUCUCGGCGAGCAGCGCGGCCACCGUGACUGGGGGCAGAGGGCCCUCCCCGGCCGCCCCCGCUGCCCUCUGUCUGGCCCAGGCGUUCUCUCCCCAGGCCGGGGCCAUCCUGUCAGAGCCACCUCUGCCUUGUCCAACCCCUGCAGCGGGGCCAGCCACACCUCAUCACCCAGCCCAGCGGGCCAGUGGGGGACCAGGGCCCUGAGAAGAUGGGCUUCCUGGAGAAAGGCAGUGGCGGUUGCUGGACAGUCGUCUGAGGCAGGAGCGGGAGGACCACAGUCUGAAGCCCUCAGGACGCCGCCUGGCCACCCGCUGAGGGGACAUGGGGCACCCACUCCCGGACCUUGGCCCAGGGGCAGACGGACGCCACAAGCUGGGUUCUGGAUUCGGUGCAUCACCUGACCCCUGCCACCCUGCCGGCUACAGCCCGAGCCCAGCGGUCUAGGCUCCCCCUCCACCCUGCGUCGCCCUCCUGGGUCUGCAGUGCCACCGGACACAUGUAAAUAUGUACAUCCCCGUCCCAUCCCGUCCCCCCAACCGUAAAGCCAUCAUCUGGCGGAAGGAGGCCGCGGAACCAGGCGUCUCAUAUGCACCUUUAAUAAACAGCUGUUGAGUUGCGCUCCA
Molecule: messenger RNA, 9517 nt
Organism: Balaenoptera ricei (Rice's whale)
Lineage: Eukaryota; Metazoa; Chordata; Mammalia; Artiodactyla; Balaenopteridae
Gene: APC2
Product: APC regulator of WNT signaling pathway 2
Exons: 16
Coding region: 322-7128 (2268 amino acids)
Biological process (GO): negative regulation of canonical Wnt signaling pathway; cell fate specification; cell migration
Cellular component (GO): beta-catenin destruction complex; cytoplasmic microtubule; catenin complex
Molecular function (GO): gamma-catenin binding; microtubule binding; beta-catenin binding
Source: RefSeq, a predicted model, not a curated record